AUGCCCUCCCAUACCUCGAGUCGUCGCAGACGACGCGCCAUCGAGGACGACGAUUCAGAACUGCGUUCCGAUGCCUCUGAAGCACCCAAGCGUCCCCGCCUGAGCCGAGGGGCCAGCGACUCCGAGGACGACGAUGACCACGAAAUACCGAACAGAUCUCGUACAAAUGGCGUGAACAGCACAGCGCGCGGCGACGAAGGUGGCUUCUCGCCUGGUGCUAUCCGCCGCGUCAAAGUCGAGAACUUCGUCACAUACGAACUGGCCGAAUUUUUCCCUGGCCCUAACUUGAACAUGGUCAUCGGCCCCAACGGAACGGGAAAGAGUUCGCUUGUCUGUGCCAUCUGUCUCGGUCUUGGCUUCAGCCCAAAACAUUUGGGACGCGCAGGCAAUGUCAAGGAGUUUGUCAAGCAUGGGAAGCCUUCGGCGGUCAUCGAGAUCGAAUUACAGCGCCGGCCUGAGGACAGAUCACAUCACGUCAUCCGGGUACAAAUCGACCGUGAAAGAAACAGUCAGAAGUGGUGGUUAAACGGAAAGGAUUCGUCACACAAAACUAUUCAAGGGUUGAUGAGGGAUCUGAAGAUUCAGGUUGACAACCUGUGCCAAUUCCUGCCCCAAGACCGCGUCGUUGAGUUUGCUUCCGCUACUCCGAUAGAUCUGUUGCACGAAACCUUGCGUGCUGCAGCACCGCAGCAGAUGCUGGACUGGCAGCGGAGUCUGCAGGAUCUUCACAAGGACAGAAAGGAACUCCAGCGUGGGACCGACUCUGCAGGCGACCAUCUGAAGCAACUCGAGGACAGACAGAACUAUAUGCAGCACGAUGUCGAUAGACUUCGCGAGCGAGAGGAGGCCCAGCAAAAGAUCGUUGACCUCACUGAUGCACGAGCAGUAGCCGACUAUCUCGAGUCCAAGGCCCUAUACAAGGAAAAGAGACAACAGGAGAAGCUUGCCCAGAAGAACCUGCGGAAGCUUGAGCACGAGUCUGCCCCUUCUCUGCAAGCUGUGAACCGAAAGCAAGAGUACCACGAAAAGGUGGCGGCUGUGGUUCGCAGUCGCAAGGAUACUCUACGACGCACAGAGGCUGCGGCCGACACGUCACUCAGCCGGAUCGAGGACGUCGAUGAACAAGUCAAGACGAUAGAGGGCAACAUUGAAAGUAGCAAGAAGGGAUUCGAAGUCAAAAAGCAAGAGCUGGGCAAGAUUCGAAGCAAGAUAGGGCUUUUGGAAAAUCAGAAGAAAAACAAGCCUGCAGAAUUCAACGCCACAGAACACAACACCCAAAUUCGAGAGAAGGAGCAUCAACUCCGAGAGCUUGAGGCUGAAUCCCGUCAAGCUGAAGGGAAGCUUCGGGACAUCAAGGAACAAGGCCAUGCCAAGACGCAGAUGAAGCAAACGCUCAACCGGGAGCUUGAAGGCCUCCAUUCUCAACAGGGCCAGAUGUUCAACUUCAUUCAGAAGAAAUGGCCCGAUGUUGCCAAAGGCUACACUUGGCUACAGGAGAAUGCCGACAAGUUCGAAAAGGAGGUUUUCGGGCCACCUGCACUCUGCUGCUCGGUUAAAGAUGAUCGGUAUUCGGAUCAAAUCCAAGCACUGCUACACAACGACGAUUUCCUGUGUUUUACGGCGCAGACCCGUGACGAUCACAAGAAGCUCAGUCAUUACCUGUACAAGGUUAUGAGUCUCUCUGUCAAUGUUCGGUCGAUCCUCAAGCCGCUGCAUGAGUUCCGGCCCAAGAUGAGUCGAGACGAGGCCAACGCUCUCGGCCUAGACGCAUUUGCACUUGACAUGAUCACCGGGCCCGAGCCAGUGCUGGCGAUGCUUUGCAACGAAAAGAAGAUCGAUGCAUCGGGCAUCGCGUUGAAGGACAUUAACGACGCCCAAUAUGAUCGAAUAGUCCAAGGAGAGGUGAUCAACAACUGGUCGACAGGCCGGCAGCUCUACAGAGUGUCUCGACGCAAAGAUCUUGGCCCUGGAGCCGUUUCAACGAUGACCAGGGGCAUUCAGCAAGGCAUGUUCUGGACAGAUCAACCAGUCGAUGAAGCAGAAAAGAGCGAGAUCAAACGCAAGAUCAGCGAGGUCGAGGCAGAAUUUGAUGCGUUGAAAGCUCAAAAUACUGAAGUGCGAGGCCAGAUGGCUGGUUUCAACGACAGAAGGAAUGAGAUCCAUGAAGACCUCAAACUACUCAAGGAAAGAAAGAAUGAACUCCAAAGAGCCCAUAACGCUUACCAAGGGAUUCCAGUAAAGCUCGAGAGCGAGAAGAGGGCACUGGACCAGAAGAAGGCAGAGGUUGAAGAGGCCAGGACGGCCAUUCAACAAUUAGGCUUCGACCUUGACAAAGCAAUGUUAAGCAAGGCCAAGACCACCUUGCAGCACCACGCGGCUAUUGCGGGUGUUCGCGCAGCGCAGGAGGCACUGCUCGAGGCGCAGAUCCGCGAAAUCGAGGCCAAGUCUGACGUACAGGGUCUCAAGGCUAGAAACAAUGAGCUUGUACAGAUGCUGGAGGACGAAAAGCGCAACAUUGCCGCCUUGACCCAGGACUCCCAGCGCACGAGGCAGCGAGCUGAGGACGCCCAGAGCAAAGUCAUUGAGAUUUUUGCCCAAGAUGAGACCAGGAAGGACCUUCUUGAAGCCCUUGCUAGGAACAAGAGCGUCGAAGACGUUGACAAUGAAAUUGCGGCAGAGCAACAUACGAUCGAACAAAUCCAUGUCGCCAACCCAGGUGCCCUUCGCGAAUUCGAGAUGCGAGCCCGAGAGAUUGAGAAGUUGCGCUCCAAGAUGGAGUCCUCAACGACGAAAUUGGAUCAUCUCAAUCGCCAGAUCACAAAGAUCCGUGAGAAAUGGGAGCCGCAGCUGGAUGAGCUCGUCGGCAAGAUCAACGACGCCUUCAGUUACAACUUUGAGCAGAUCAAUUGCGCCGGUGAGAUCCGAAUCCACAAGGACGAAGAUUUUGACCAAUGGGCACUGGACAUCAUGGUCAAGUUCAGAGAAAACGAAACUCUCCAGCAGCUAAACCAGCAUCGCCAGUCUGGUGGUGAACGUGCUGUCUCCACAAUCUUUUAUCUGUUGGCUCUCCAGUCCAUGGCGCAGUCGCCCUUCCGGGUGGUUGAUGAGAUCAACCAGGGUAUGGAUCCUCGUAACGAGCGCAUGGUGCAUGAGCGUAUGGUGGAGAUUGCCUGCCGUGAGCACACGUCGCAGUAUUUUCUUAUUACGCCCAAGCUCCUCACUGGUCUUCGAUAUGACCCGCGCAUGCGCGUGCUCUGCAUUGCCAGCGGCACGCAUAUGCCCAAGGAGGGCAAGAAGCUCGACUUUGCUCGCUGCCUGAAAAGACACAAGCAAAUCACGGCUGGCGCGUAG
Molecule: messenger RNA, 3351 nt
Organism: Colletotrichum orchidophilum
Lineage: Eukaryota; Fungi; Ascomycota; Sordariomycetes; Glomerellales; Glomerellaceae
Product: RecF/RecN/SMC N terminal domain-containing protein
Exons: 5
Coding region: 1-3351 (1116 amino acids)
Biological process (GO): double-strand break repair via homologous recombination
Cellular component (GO): Smc5-Smc6 complex
Molecular function (GO): ATP binding; ATP hydrolysis activity
Source: RefSeq, a predicted model, not a curated record